Molecule: messenger RNA, 1287 nt
Organism: Lasiosphaeria miniovina
Lineage: Eukaryota; Fungi; Ascomycota; Sordariomycetes; Sordariales; Lasiosphaeriaceae
Exons: 1
Coding region: 431-1075 (214 amino acids)
Source: RefSeq, a predicted model, not a curated record
UGGCGAGGAAGGGAUUUCUAAGCGCCUCAGUGGGCUCAUAAGGCUUCCGCCGGGCUUUGCAACCGAAGAGACGUACCUCGCUGCCUGGCACGACUAUCAGCGCAAGUACAAGGGCCAGCAGAAAUUUCUUCUGGAGAGACCUUUAUUCGCGAAGGAUGUUGCCAUGGCGUUGGCUCACAUGCCCGGAGCAAGGUCCCUGUGCAUGCAACACUCGGCCGCUUAUUCUAAAUUCUUCUCGGAAGAUUGGAAACUUUACGACAUUUGGUUUGAUAAAUUCUAGUCGAAUGUCUCCGCGAAGCGGACUCUGGGGGAAUUGUAGGCCGCUCUGCCGAUCGAGAUCAAGAAGGCUGGAGGGUCUUUGACUAGCCUCUCCAUCGACUAUAGCUUUCAUAGCUAUACCAUCGACUCGGACCCUCGGUGGUCUCGGCUCAUGACGCCUGCUGUCAACCAGCUCAAAUCGCUGCACGUCACCUCCCAACUGCGCGCAGGAGCUGACCAUGAAAGGCGUGGCAUCCACGGCCUUGUUGCUUCCCUCUUGGCCCCCCUUUUGGACACGGACAGUCUCGAGUCUGAGACCCUUGGCACCGCCUGCUUUACAUACGACAAGCGGCUCAGAAUCUAUAUGCAACUGGAUCCCCUCUGCUCGGCCCGAUGCUGGGCAAACGUGAAGGAGCUGCAUCUGCGCUCGAUGAAUUUCACGGCCGGCGACAUGAAGCGUCUGGUUGCGAACCUCCAAACACCGCUAAAUUCUUUCUCGAUGACCCGGAUGUCUCUUGACUUUGAUCCCGGCAGUAAUGAAUACUGCGACCAAUCGACCGACGCGUGGGCCGGCAUCUUGGAGAUUUUGCGAGGCGUCGCCGAUGAGGUCUCGAUCCGCGACAUGCGCGUGAACGGGGGCGUUGACGUAUGCUUGGAAAUCGAGCGGGUCAGGCGCCCGUUCUGCGCCAAGGUGCCCACGCACGACAUCAGCCGCUACUGCCGGGAGGAAAUCAGCUACAACCCCCUCUUGCGCGACGAUAAUCGAUGGGCGUCAUAUGGCCGAUGCGAGGAUGAAGCGUGUGUAUACAACAAAUAAUGACAUGCAUCCCGAAGACUUUGACCGGAAUCUUGGCGAUGCGGAGGAAAUACCACCGAUGAGGAGACCAUGUUGCUAGCAAGACGUGGAGGCUGGGGCUGCCGUGGGGAAUCAGUGAUUUGCUAUGGUGGCAAUUUUAUAGGUACUAUUGUAUGUAUGCAGGAACAGCCAGGGCAAAUUAGCCAAGCAGCGUCUUGAAGAAGCAACGUCAC